AAUUAAUUUAUUCACAAGUACUCAAUCAAAUCUUUUCUUUCUCUUACUUAUAUCAAAUGGGUAUAUAUUAUUACUGACACACGGGUGUAUUCACAGAUUGCACUGUUUGUUUAUUGAUAAGGUCAGGUCGCUGGUCGCAGUAGAAACAUGGAUUUGGAAAAGAUUGGGAUUGCUAAGGAUGUUACUGAGUUAAUUGGCAAAACCCCAUUAGUAUAUCUCAACAAUAUUGUUGAGGGUUGUGUUGGUCGUGUUGCUGCUAAAUUAGAGAUGAUGGAGCCUUGCUCUAGUGUUAAAGACAGGAUUGGUUAUAGCAUGAUUAAAGAUGCCGAGGAGAAGGGUCUUAUUACACCAGGAGAGAGUGUCCUCAUCGAACCUACUAGUGGAAAUACUGGGAUAGGAUUAGCCUUCAUGGCAGCAGCUAAGGGGUACAAGCUUAUAAUCACUAUGCCCGCUUCAAUGAGUCUUGAGAGAAGAAUUAUUCUCCGUGGUUUUGGUGCUGAGUUAGUCUUGACCGAUCCUGCUAAGGGAAUGAAAGGUGCUGUUCAAAAGGCUGAAGAGAUUUCGGCCAAAACGCCUAAUGCUUACAUUCUCCAGCAGUUUGAAAACCCUGCAAACCCGAAGAUUCAUUAUGAAACCACUGGACCAGAAAUCUGGAAAGGCACUGGUGGGAAAAUUGAUGCCUUUGUAUCUGGAAUUGGCACGGGAGGAACAAUAACCGGCGCUGGAAAGUUUCUUAAAGAGCAGAACCCCGAUAUUAAGCUAUAUGGCGUAGAACCUGUUGAGAGUCCCAUUCUUUCUGGAGGAAAACCUGGUCCACAUAAGAUCCAAGGAAUUGGUGCUGGAUUCGUUCCCGGUGUUCUGGAUGUUGAUCUGAUUGAUGAAGUUAUUCAAAUCUCAAGUGAUGAGGCCAUAGAAACUGCAAAGCUUCUUGCUGUGAAAGAAGGAUUGCUUGUGGGAAUAUCAUCAGGUGCUGCAGCUGCAGCAGCCGUUAAAAUUGCAAAGCGACCAGAAAGUGCAGGAAAACUAAUUGUUGUUAUUUUCCCAAGUUUUGGGGAGCGAUAUCUCUCAUCUGUGCUAUUUGAAUCAGUCAGGCGAGAGGCGGAGACCAUGACCUUUGAGCCCUAAACUGAUUGCUGACGUUGAAGGCAUUCUUCUUUUUUACUGUAAAAUGGAAAAGAGUUUGUUUUACAAUUAUAAUGCCCGUCUUUCUUAAACAAGGUCAUAUUUUUAAAACACUUGGGAUGUUUAUUAGAUUAUUUGUUGUUUCAUGGAUCAUGAUGGAUUGCGACAUUGUCUAACGGAACUGCCUUCCAUGAA
This is a messenger RNA of Daucus carota subsp. sativus, 1317 nucleotides long. RefSeq names its product cysteine synthase. NCBI's taxonomy places the organism in Eukaryota, Viridiplantae, Streptophyta, Magnoliopsida, Apiales, Apiaceae. Gene Ontology annotation, molecular function: cysteine synthase activity. The record is from RefSeq and is a predicted model, not a curated record. Gene Ontology annotation, cellular component: cytoplasm. The transcript has 11 exons. The coding region runs from base 148 to 1125 and encodes 325 amino acids.